This is a messenger RNA of Corythoichthys intestinalis (scribbled pipefish), 13609 nucleotides long. It is a transcript of the gene mideasb, whose product is annotated as mitotic deacetylase associated SANT domain protein b. Gene Ontology annotation, biological process: negative regulation of DNA-templated transcription; regulation of transcription by RNA polymerase II. Gene Ontology annotation, cellular component: histone deacetylase complex; transcription regulator complex. NCBI's taxonomy places the organism in Eukaryota, Metazoa, Chordata, Actinopteri, Syngnathiformes, Syngnathidae. Gene Ontology annotation, molecular function: transcription corepressor activity. The record is from RefSeq and is a predicted model, not a curated record. The transcript has 13 exons. Bases 8759 to 11716 code for a protein of 985 amino acids.
CCCCCAAAAAUUGGCCAACUAUACCUAUAAACUAAAUUACGAAUGCAUUAAAAAAAAUAUUAGCUCAAACAAAAACUUAGCUUAUUUUGGUCUUAACAGGGAGCAGCUGGAUUAGGCUACGUGAAAUGAGGUAGACUAGAGGGCAGUGUAACUACUCAAAUCCAUAAAACUAAAUGCAAACACUUUCAAAACAAACCGUUACGCCACUUUUAACUAAACGAAUACUUGAAGCGGCAAAAUGUAAUUCGAAUCUUUUUUUUCUAAUCGAAUACUCGAUUAAUCGUUGCAGCACUAGAGGUAAUUUUGGGCCAUUUAAGGUCAUUUACCUGUUGGUUUAGUUACUUCCUGUUGAUUUUGGGGUAUUUUAUGGGUCUCUUCCUGUUUAUUUUGAAUUACAGAAGAGGAAGUGACCUGGGAAUCACCCAAAUGAAUUGGCAGUGACUCAAACGUAACAGGAAAUGAACUGUAAAUGCUCUAAAAUGAACAGCAAGUGACCUGUAAAUGCCCUGAAAAUCGGACAGAAUGACUGUGAAUGCUCUGGUUUCGAAUGAACAAACGUUCCCAGUCUAAAUGGAUUGGGCGUCCAACACCGUUAAUGCAGGGUUAGAAUUAACUGAGACACCAUUCUGGUGGAAGAAUUUGGUAGCAACUUUUUUUUUAGACAUUGACACCUUUUUAAAACGAUAUCUCGAUUUUUUGCAGGAGCAUAUCGAUAACCUUUUGGGAUACAAAGUAUCACGAUAUAUCACCAUUUCGAUAUUUUGUCACACCCCUAUUUAAAUUACUUUUCCAUUCCAUGCGUUCUCCACCAAUGUCCUGAUGACUACACAGUGCCCUGACAUUUGAACUGAAACUGCCCCAAAAAGCCCUUUUUCCUACCUUCAAUAGAGAGUGUUCGAGACGAACAAUCUGGGCGCGCACACGCCUGUGCACGUUCACGCGCGUCCCCACCGCCGCAGCGCUGUCUCCGCUUGGCAACGACACUUUUCCAACCCACAUUUCUAACCCAUUUUAGACUUGUAAAUUAUUGCAUUUGCUGUUUUUACGUUUCUGGUGCUGAUCUGAUGGGCCAAUCGCUUGUUGCUUUAUGUUCGUGGCUGCAGGCUGCAGUUACGCUUUAGGCGAGAAGUGGCAGUCGCGAGUUUAAAAAAAAGAACAAAAAAGUGACAGACUGUAUAGUCCUUUUAAGUUAAAAUAUACAUUAGAAAUCACAAAAAUAUAUACAAAUUAGAAAAAAGAUUUUUUUUUCUUUUUUAACUAAAAAUAUAAAUAUAUAGUUGUAGAGUAUUUGAGAGCCUAAAAAUGGAUUUGGACAAUUCUUAGGUCAACAACAGUGUUGUUAAUUUUACUUUAAAAAAGUAAUUAAUUACAGUUACAAAUUACUUCUCCCAAAAAGUAAUUGCGUUAGUAACUCAGUUACCUGAAUGUAAGAGUAAUUAGUUACUUGGCAAAGUAACUAGUGAUAUUUUUUAUUUUUUAUUUUUUUAAUUGAGAAAAAAAACAUGUCACACAAUGUGAAUUUUAAAGGGUUUGGGGGACAAUUGGCCCUAGCCCAAUUCUUUACCCUCCACUUAACUAGACACAAGGGUAUUGCGAUAACUAGAUAGUAACCUUUGCUAUGUGUGUAAGUCAUUUAAAGUUGUGAAUCAACCGUUAAAGUUGUUAAAAUUGCUCCCGUUAUUGCAUUAGUUCCCUUCUGUCUACUUUAAACAUAAAAGUUUAAAAACUGUUUCAUCAUUUAAAGAUAGAUUUAAGUUAAGAUUUUGCCGAUUUAGAAGCAUUUUAGAUUAAAAAAAAAAGUUACUUAGGUUCGCUAGGAAGGAUCUCUACAUUAGAGCCUUCCUGAGAGGUUUACUGCUUUAAGAUGGCGGCUGUUUACUAACGCAUGUAGUCUUUAAAACAUGUUGUCAAUGCAGCUGUGUCUGUCAUUUGCAUCCAGUUCUAUAAUAUGAUAUCUACCGUGUCAUGUGGGCGUAGUUUGUCGGCUAUGGCUACAGUCAGGUAUUAUUGGAGCCACCUAGCAUCGCGGUUGCAACGGCGUCUUCCCCACUCCUGCUGUGCUCUCUCGUCUCCGUGAGUCCGUUUCUCUCAGACUUUUUUUAUUCAACCAACUUAGUAACGCAUAGUAACGCACGCCUUUCCCGCCUCAGUAACGGUAACGGCGUUGCCAAGAUGAGAAAAGUAAUUAAUUAGAUUACUCGUUACUGAAAAAAAUAACGCCGUUAGUAACGCCGUUAUUAACAACACUGGUCAACAAUGUCUCAAAACGAUUAUGGCAUGAAAAAAAUAGUUGCCCAUUAAUUUGAUGAUUGAUUAGUUGUUCAAUAGUCAACUAAUUUAUGUGAAGUCACUGUUUAAUUGUUAUAGUAUUAAACUGAACAAAUGCAGGCAUGUUUUUUCAUGAGCAUUCAUUGCCACAAUUUCCAUUUUUUGCCACCACUGGCAGACUUUUGUGAUACAGAUGGUGUUUUAGUCAUCAUAAUUAUUAUUUUUCUCCUUACCACAAAUGCUGACAAGUUGGCACCAUUGCCAAAGUCUGCUCAGAAACCUGGACACCCAAAUCAUUUUUAUAUUCAUGACAGAGAUUGCCAUGGUGAUAUGGAUUCAUUACAGGCUGUCAAGUCCUUGCCGGGCCAUUGGACUUUUGGGCUUCUAAGUAGUUUGUUAUGACUUACACUUGCUCAUUUUGAUUUGGCCUUGCUUUUUAGGUUUUUGUGGUUCAAAGUCGACCUGAACGAUAUUAGAAAAAACUAUCACUGCAAUUUUGGGCAGUUUGCGAUAUAAGCGAUAUUUUAUUGCCAUAUUAAAAACAUUUUCACCAGAUAACUUUAAUUGCUCUGUUUGGGAUAGGCCUGAACAAUAUUGGAAAAAAUAGAAUUGCAACAUAUAUUGCAAUUCUAUUUUAAUUUUUUUCUUAAGGUGCACAUGCACAAAAUGUAGGCACAUUUUUCAUUGCAUCACCUUUAACGCCAUACUUUUAAUCACUCUUCUGAACCGGAUAUACUCACGAGGGUCGUGCGGGUGCUGGAGUUUUAUCACCGCUAACUCCAUGUAGAAGGUGUGGUACACCCUGAGCAGGUUGCCAGCCACAUAUAGACAGACACACAACCAUUCAUGCACACACUCACACUUACGGACAAUUUGAAGUGUUCAAUCAGCAUACCAUGCACGUUUUUUGGAUGUGGCAGGAACCAGGAGAAAACCCAUGCAGGCAUGGGGAGAACUUGCAAACCCCACAAAAGAAGGCCGGAGCCGGGAUUGCACCCACAAUCCCCGAACUGUGAGGUGUACGUGCUAACCACUAUCCCACCAUGACGCCUUCAUAAUGGGAAUUGUUUUUAAACAAGAAUAACGUAGCGAAAUGCUUGUCUUUAUUAAAUGCUCCACUGAGUGGGUCCACUAAAAUUUACUCUCUUACACAAUGAAUGAGUUGGCACAGCACAUUUAAGACUGGACUGCAGGUUUUACGGUGAUUAACACAUUUGGGCCUCUGAUCGUAGAUCUACUGUGGCUUCCCUGGCCAGAUCAAAGCUACAAACCUGUUAAUCAUCGUUACCUUUAAGUACCAAGCGCCAGCUGCACCGGUGACCAAGAAAAACAGUUUGGUUGCACUGCUUAGCAGGAGGGAGGGUGAGAGGCUGUACAAGCAUGAAGACAGAAAAACAUAAUUGACGGUGUUUUUUGCAUUGAAAUAAGACUGAAAAAGUGGGGGUCGUAUUAUAUUUGCGGUCUAGACAUUAUACCCAUUCACGACGCUAGAUGGCGGCAGAUAUCAUUGAAGCGAUGUUCUGUCAUGACUUGGGAAUAGUUAAAAAUUGAACGAUUCCGGUUCCGAUUCCACGUUUCGAUUCCAGUUCCAAAUGAUUCUCAAUUCCGAUUCUUUUAAGAGGCAAUUUAAAAAAAAAAAAAAAAAAAAAAAAAGAAAGAAAGGUAGGGUAAAAAAAAAUUGGCAUGUUUUGUACUAAAGUCUUAACUUCUGGAUGAUUUUUUAAAUUAUAUGAACUUCUCACAGGGCUAAUUUUAACUUGUAUAUAAAUGUCAGUCUUUGAAUUCGAGCAUUUUUUUCCCGCUCAGCGGUCAAGGCAUGGAAACAUGGAAUCGAAAUUUUUAAAUUCGAUCGAUUCCGGGAGCAUCGCUGUGUUAGAACCGGUUCCCAUCGAUACUCUAUGCUCGAUGCCCAACCCCAGUCAUGACAGAUCUCAGCUACUCUCAAGUUUAAUCAGUUUGCAUUAUUUUAUUGCAAUGUUUUUCCUUAUUCAGAAUUGUUUCAAGACUACAGUUACAGUUAGACUUCACUUUGAUGGUUAAUGCAGUUAUUGCAAUUUUGUUGUCUUAUCACAAUAGAUUGGUUUAUUUACAUUUCAAAAACCAGAAACAAUUCAUUUACGAAUGUGAUUGCACUUUAGUUUACAUAUUUAAAUGUUCAGAUAUUAAGAUUUGAAUUAGGCAAAAUGACAUGCUUUUUUCUCUCAAAUAUAUUGUUAUAAUCAUUUGUUUCAGAUGUAGUGUAAUUAUUUUCUGUAUAAAAAUUCAUUUGGUGUUCAAAAAGUCUUUUUCUCAAACUUGAGUCUUGAAAAAGAGGGGGUCGUCUUAUAAUCAGGGCCGUCUUACAUUCGGGCCAAUACGGUAUAUUUUUUUUAAAAUUAAAAAGCCGAUCCUUUUCACCCGAUUCCGAUUUUCUGAGAAAUGGCGUAAUCGGCCCGAUAUCCGAACACGUGAUCGGCUCGGGGACAUCCCUAAUUUAUAUAAUGCUGUUUAAUCCAGGCUUGCUGUAUUUACAAAGGAUCCAGGAUCUGCACACUUGCUGUUUUUAUGAAGUAAAACACAAGUUAACAUGUGCAAAAAACAAUUGCAUGUCCUGCAUGUGACUAUUGCAAACGAUAUAUUGUGCAGUCCUAGUUCAAAGGCCAUGAGCCCCACCACGCAACCCCUUCUUCUAAUGAGUCACUGUGGUUUAACAGCCAUUUUCUCUCAUCUAAAGUAUUUGCAGGUGGUAAAAUGAGAUACAGGGAAACGCUGCAAAAACAACAAAGGAGUUAAUCAGAGACUAGAAGUUAGUUCCCUGAUUCAAGCCCUAUAACGCAUGUAUUUUUACAUACUUGUUGAACUGAAAACUUGGAGAAAAAGCAUCUGGUAGUGGUAACUGUGGUAAUGCAACUUUGUUGCUAUCUCUGCAGUUCCUGUAUAGAGUAACUAUAGUUUGUUAGCUCAGUUUUUAUGUUGUCUGUGACUCAUUGUUUAAUGAGAUGUGGUCAUUGUAAUAGUGCACCGCCCCUCAUUUCAGCAAGGAUACAUUACAAUCACAGUCGUCAUAGUUGUUUUGUAGGUUUGUAGCAGUGCUGCUUGUUCUGAAAACAAGAUGGCAUGUUUGAAACCUGAUAGUUUUGGUGAAAUGGCAACACUUUACCCUAGUGAUUAGCAUCUCUGCCUCACAACUCUGAGAUCCCAUGUUCAAAUCUCAACUUGGACCCUCCUGCGAGCAUAUCUUUGAAGAGGCAACAUUUCCAGAAAGUUCUCCUCAACCCUCAAAAUCUCCAGGUUCCAAUAACAUUGGUUGGACUCUGUUUGGAUUGUACUGUGUGGUGUCAUGUGACUAAUGGCACACUCCCCCACCCAUUCUGCUCCAUAUUCGCAUACCCAACAAUACCUUUCAGCUGAAGUUCUUUUGUUUGUCUAUUGAGAAAGCAAAUAGUGAGUUUUUUUUCACAACUGUGGCAGUGGUGGUAGUGAGUGAGACUGUUCUGUCAGGAAAGCACCUUUAGGGACAGUUUACAAAGCAUUUUAGUCAAAAAUGGGGAAGAGUGGAGUCAUUUGUUUUUUGUCAUAGCCUGAAAAUGUCAAAUGACUGUCUCUCAAAUUCUCAAUCCUAAAAACAUGCACAAGAGUGUCAGAUAGGUUUAUCUCAGCAUUUGGCUAGUGUAGGUCAUGCCUUGGCUAUCAUAUAUGGUUUCAAAAUUUGCCCAAAAUGGCUACUUCAACACAACAUCUCCGCCUUCCCCUUAAAUUUCAGGCAUAUAUGUUUUUGAGAUGUGUUCAUGCAUUCUGUUAUGAUAGACACAUCCCCUUAAUUUAGUCCAGAAAAUGAUAGUAGCAGCUAUCCAUAACCUUCCCCCGAGACACUACUGACACAAUUUUGGGGUAAGGAGCAGCUGGAACCCAAAAUACAUAAAUAUUUACCUGGGUACUCAUGCAUGCAAAAAUUGUUGAUUAAAAAAAGGAAAGGAAAAGAGUAAAUCAAUUCGAAUCAUAGACCUUACUAUCAGUUGAUGUAAAAUGGGGCGUAGGGCCGCUAAGUAGGGGACCUGUUUUAAAAAAAACUUAAAAUUAUUGCGGGCUAUCUGGCCCUUGACGUUUUUAGAUUGAAAUGUUACAUAAAAUAAAACACGUAAAAGUCCUUUUUUUUUUUUUUUGUAUGGACACAGAAAUGUCUAAAUUACUAGUUUUUUUUUUGUCAAAAAACGAGCGGUUGGCCAAAAAUUACCUGAUGAUUUGAAUGUAAAGUUACGCUAUUGUGUAUGGAUACAAAAUCCAACAUGGCAGCCACCACAAAACAAAAAGGUUUUUAGGUUGAAAAUUAUAAAUAAAUGCGAAAAUCCCGGAAUUUCUAUCGAUAUGAACAUAGAACAGUCUAGAUCAGGGGUGUCCAAACUUUUUGCAAAGGGGGCCAGAAUCGGUGUUGUAAAAAUGUGGGGGGCCGACCUUGGCUGACAUCCUUUACGGAGAACAAUAUAUUUAUGCAAAUUUUACCAUGCCAUCCUGUGUGUCACAUUUGCUUUAUUUUUUUUUUUAAUUAAUAAUUUCCACAAAAUCUUGCCUUUCUGGCAUUCUCUUUCAUCUCUUGGGCUCUUGCGAAAUACUGCUGCUGUAAAAUUAAACUAGCUUUAAGUUGCUUCAAUUUCUCGCUACGUAUCUUCCCUGUAAUCUUGUCGUACUUGUCAGCUUGACUUGUUUAGUAAUAUCGCCUCACAUCAAACUCUUUAAAAACAGUGACUUUCUCUUUAAAAAUGAGGCAGUUUUUGCGUAUUUUAGUGAAGAAAUAGUCCAAUUUCCACCUAUCCUAGAUGCGUCGACCGUCACAGUCAACUUUCUUUCUUUUUUUUUUGUUUGACACCAUUUUAGAAAAUUGGGAGUAAAGGGUCACGCGGGGUAAUGUUGCUUAGAGUGCUGCUGUCUUUUAAUGGGUAAAUGAGGAGCAGCAUUUAGUGUGUAAGCUACUUCAUAUGCUGGUAGCAGUACUGCUGACCAAUUUAUUAGGUCUGUGUGCGGGCCAGACAUUAUUGAUUUUAUGACACAGGCUGGGGGCCGGAUGAAAUUUGACCACGGGCCGCAUUUGGCCCUCGCGCCGCACUUUGGACAUGUCUGGUCUAGAUUCUUGGUUGAAAGCAAAAAAAAACGGGCAGUUCUCAUUCAUUUUACGUAGUGGUGCACGAUAAUUAUUGGUCUGAUAAUUAUCGGUCCGAUAAUAGGAAUUAUGACGUCAUCCCGAUAAAUCCAAUAACAUUAUUAAUUGGACUGAUAAUAUGUACUGUGCUGGCGUUACAGUUUACACACUAGUAUGGGUUUGCGGGGCAUUGCUGCCACCUGCUGGUCAGAAUAAUUCGCUGCAUUUAUUUUUUGUUACAGUAGUUUGGUUCACUUCAUUCAUUUACACAUUGCGGUGUCUAGCGGUAGCAUUGGCAAUCGCGGAUGCUUUCUGUUGCGUUUCCAUCUCGGAAAUAUAUGUCUGUAAGUAUUUUAUGUUUACUAUAACAUAUGGAUGUGCAAUAUAUGUUUACUUCUGGGGUGAAGGGUCAUAUGUACAGAACUUCAUAAGUUGUUGUGUUAUAGAAGCCAGCCAAUGCUUUUGUAGCUCAAGCUACUGUGCUAUGCUAUACAUAUAAUAGUUGUGUAUAUAAGUGUGUUGUGCAGUUUGUUGUAUAAUGAGUAGUGAAUAUGUGUAUUUUUCUGUUGUACUUUCCCAGUAUUAAGACGAGAGUCUUCCCAUAAAAGCAAGAAAAGACCAAGCCUUGCGGUUUAUGGAAGUGCCUUCAUUCUUAGCUGGCUGUCGGGCAGUGCAGAAGUGAAACGCACUGUUUUGUUCAUGUCAUUACGAAAAAUCUGGUGAGAUCAAAGGCAAAUCUAUGUUAAAUCCAGCACUAUUUUUUUUUUAAAUCUCCAGGUGUUCAAAAACCCAGGUUAUACAUUUAAUUAAAUUAUGUAUUUAUUAUCGGUUAUCGAUAUCGGUAUCGAUUGAGGAGCAGGAAGUUAUCGAUAUCAGUAUUGGUUUCAAAAAAUGGAUAUCUUGCACCCCUAAUUACGUAAAUAUUUCAACCUAAAGUUACGCUAUUUUUUGCCAUUCAUUUUUUUCACAUUUCUAAGUGUAUGCAUGGUGCUAUUUUGUAUAAUAAUUACCUUGAAUCCUCCACCAAAUCACUCUUGAGUCACUCCUGCCUGCUCGUAUGCACUAAAACUCUCCUCCCGUUUCCACCUAAAUCUGGCGUUAGAACGCAGCGUUUGUUAGAGUUUAUCGCAGUGAAAGCUACCAGGACGCUCUGCCUGUCUGCCUACGGGAAGCCGUUGCGGAAUGUCUGUAGGAGCUGUAUCGUCAUUUGAUAGUAAAGCAAUUCCAACGUUGUCACCCAUGAAUGAGGGAAGCCAAUCUACAGAGUUGGAAGAGGAAGAUAUGUCAAUAUUGUUGUAGUUGGACUCUUAUUCAAGCUUGUUCAGGAGUAAGAACAAUUAGUGUGACUGGAGGUAUUUUCCCAAUACCGGCAUUUUAAUGCUCGCCAUGAGCGUACCAGCCCAGCAGAAACCUGGAGCAAAACGAACAGGCAAGCGUAUCACAUUUUUUGCCGACCCCUCUGGAGCCAUGAAGGAAACAGUUCAGCACCCUGAAGGGUCCUACUACAAUGAACCUGGGAAAACUGAAGUAGUGACAGGCAUGACAUCUAAUCCGGAGGGCCAUCGCAUGUACCUCAACUCUGUCAUCUUCAGCCCUGAUAAGGGUGAACAGAAUAGGAGUCACUAUCAGCAGACGGUCCCGAUGAAGUGGGCCCAGCAGGAAUCUGGUGGGCAGCAGCAGAGGUCCACAGCCUGGACCACAGUGGCCAACUGGGGACAGAAUUUUGCCAACUACUUGACUGACUCCAGGAACCAGACAACCUUUGUGAAACCCACCCAAGUCACUGGAGAUAAGGCUGUAGAAAAACAAUUGGUGGGGCCUGACCCUGUAGCGGACGUAUACCCAGAUACAGUUAAGGCAAGAGGCCUCGAGUGGGAACAUCAGCAGCAUCAGUCCCAGGCCUUUCAGGACACCCUGAAACCUGGGGCGUUGAACCCCCAACCGAACAGUACGUCACACCCAGCAGGGAGCUCGGUCUUACAGCCGUUUCAGUUGGCCUUUGGGCAGCCCCGGCAGCACCUGCCCGCCUACUACCAAAGCUUCCAAGGCAACGCCAGAUUGCCCAACCCACCCAACUACUCUGUGCGGGCCAGGCCUUCACAGCAGAACCUCAUCCAGCAACAGCUUCAACAGCAGCAGCAGCAGAUCAUUCUCCAGCAGCAGCAGCAGCUUCAAAUGCAACGUCAGCAGUUGCAACAACAAAGCCAGCAUGUGCUCGACUACUACCCCCCCAACGCCCACUCCCACCCGCAGCUUGUACACUCCCAGGAGCCGUCGUUGGCGGCUGCUCCCCCUCAGAUCGAGGAACCACUCAUCCAGGACAUCACUCCUGAACCACCUCCGCUUCCCUCUCUCCUGUCAGAUCCCUUGUCCCAGACACAAAAUCUCCGCAGGUCACGGCGCCUCUCCAAGGAAGGUGGCGCGCCGUCGGAUGACAUCCCCUUCCCGGGUGACUCGGCGAUGCAGCUCCCUCAUAACGGGACGCGUGUUGAGGACGCUGACAUCCUAGCUACCUCGACAGGUGUCAUCCAGAGCACGUCGCAGCGGAAGCGCAGGGUGUCACAGGAGGUCAACUUGGAAACUCUUGCACAGAAGGCCUCAGAGAUGGAAACCCUGCCAUCACAGUGUGACAAGGAGCCGCACAGACCUUGGGCCCCCCCCCAACCAGGCGAUUCGAACACCAAGCAAGCUCGAGAUGAUGGUCUGCUCCCACUUGUCAUCCCCGUGUCGGUUCCAGUGCGCCGCCUGGACCUGGCUUCGUAUCCCGAUGGCAUGCCACCAGUGUCCGACUUGCCCCCUCCGCCGCCGCCCAGAACCUCCAACCCGCUGGAGAUCACCGGCGCUGAGCGCAAGCCGUCAGUCAUCGUCACACGACGGCGUUCGUUGAGGAACUCGCUAACGGAAGGGUUGGAACAGAACGGCGACGACGACAUGAAAAAGCUAAAGCGACGACCCCGCCCUGAACCCCUUUUCAUCCCACCGCCAAAAUCUGGCGUGUUUGUGGCGCCAACCGCCGUCUUUGCCGCCGUCACACCCUACCAGAGCCAUCUGCGCUCACCCGUCCGCCUGGCAGACAACCCUCUGGCCAUGCCGCCCUACACGCCGCCGCCCAUCCUCAGCCCUGUGCGCGAGGGUUCCGGCCUCUACUUCUCUACUUUCCUGUCGGCUGGGGGGCCGCUGUCCGCCACGCCCAAGUCGGCCACUCGCAGCCUGCUCUGCUCAAGUAGCAGCGAUGUAACUCCUCCGGUUUUGUCUGCAGUGAGCGAGCCCACUCCAGUCAGCAUUGAGCCCCGGAUUAAUUUGGGGUCACAGUACCAGGCAGAGGUCCCGGAACUGAGGCCGCGCUCACUGGUUAAACUUGACACACACCGAGCAGAUCUGCUCUGGGCUCCGCGGAGCGAGCUAGAAGACAAGCUGGACUACCACAAAAGAGUGAAAGACCUGAUGCACCUGGCAUGUUCCAGUGCUUUGUACGGAGGAGGCAGCAACCAGGAGCUGGCCCACCAUUGUCUGCAUGAGUGCAAUGGUGACAUCAUGGCUGCUUUAUCGCUCCUCAUGCUCAGAGAUCCUGUGUUGCCAAAGUCCCAUUUGUUAUCAAACUACCACUACUCAGGAUCUGACAAGUGGUCUGCGGCUGAGCGAUGUCAGUUCAACAAAGGCAUGGCCACCUACAAAAAGGACUUCUUCAUGGUGCAGAAACAGGUGAGCACCAAGACAGUGGCACAAUGCGUAGAAUUUUACUACUCGUACAAGAAGCACACAAAGGUCGGACGCAACGGAACACUGAUCUACGGCGAGGUUCCGCCGCCUGGCGGUGGGACAACCGAAGAGGUGACAAACCAAAAGGCUUCUCACAGACUGCAGCAGCUGCGGGAAGAGGACAGCAGAAAGUGGGAAGGCUCAGCUGACAGGAAGCAGGACGUCGGUCCCGUCGGGGUGCUGCCGUCGGCUGAAAAUUCCACCACCGUUCUGAUCAUGAGGGCCCAAGAGGACACGGUAGGCAGGGAUCGACCACCGCCACCGAACGUCAUCGGCCCCCCGACGGGCAACAAGGGCGCUGGCGCCCCUGAGGGAGAGUUCCCCUGCAAGAAAUGCGGCAGGGUGUUCUACAAGGUGAAAAGCCGCAGCGCACACAUGAAAAGCCACGCUGAGCAGGAGAAGAAAGCCGCCGCGCUGCGUCAGAGGGAGGCAGAGGACCGCGCCCGGGCUGCGCAGGCCGCCGCCCGAGCCGCCGCUUUCACUGCUGCCCGGCAACAGAACGGCACACAAGCGGGCGGUGACAGCGAGGACGACGACACGUCGGUCACCGAGGGGGACGACGAUGACUGGCAGUGACGCACACUUGACAGGGCGGGGGGCAUUCAGGGACAUGCGUGCAUGCGUGCGUGUAUGUUCUCUAAGCUCUAAAAUAGAAAGCCACGCUCUUUUUUUUCCCCCCUGCCAUUAGAAAGUACAGGACCCUUUUUUACAGGCAGGUGGCGAUCUUGUUGCACUCUAUAGCGUUUUGGGCCUUUUUGACAAUCAAAAAAAUAUAUACUGUAUACUUACAUGCUGUACAUAUACAGGGUAUUAUUACUCCUUCUGUCAUGUGAGGCUGCUUCAUGUUUCCUGUUGUGUUUCUAUCCUUAUUCAUAAUUAUUAUUAUCAACAACCGUCUGUUUUUUUAAAAAAAUUUAUUUAUUUCAACCAAUCGGACGGCUGCCUGUUACUGUGAAGACAAAAAGGGCAGGCGUGCAAUAGAUGAAGUAAAAAACACAAAACCCUUUUUACUUGAUGAUUUUUUUUCCAUUGUUAGGACAGUGGGACUCUUCUCCAUCACAAAUCACCUUCCCCAAUUGUGUGGAGAUGUCUUAUUUAUUUGACAUGUUGACUUACAUUUGCAUGAUUUGGUUCCAUGUCAUUUUUUUUUUGUUUUUAUUGUGAGGUCAAGGAGCUCUAUUGAGAGAGCUGAGGCGGCUUUGUGACCGACCCCAACCAAGAGGCUUGUUCCCGGGCUGGGAUGUAAUUUCUCCCCUCCGCUCUCACGUUCUCUUAUGCGUGGAAGUACAGAUGUUGUAUGAACUCAGAGAUGUAUUUAUGAUAGGAUGCUUUGACAAACAUGUUAUCGGUCCUAUUUUUAUGUUGUCCCACAUUUUACACCCAAUUCACAUCAACUCCAAAAAUGUUCAAAAAAAGGGUUAUAUUAUUGAUUAGCCUGAUAAUACAAGGGUCUCCAAAAUUUUUCUGCAAAGAAAAGCAUCAUUCGUUUCCAAUGGCUCACUCAACCUAAAACAUUGACAUUGUUGAUUCAAUUCACAUUUUUACCAACACAAAAAACUCACUCACUCCCCUUGACAUUCAACUCGAACCCACAAAAAACCUCCAUUGUCUCCCAUUGACAUUCAAUUAGGAGCAAGAAAAAAAUGUCACCACUAACGGACCUACAAAAAAAAACAUCUCCACUGGAGCCUAUUGACAAUUCACUCAUGCUCACAAAAAUCACCAUUGACACUCAACCAGGAUCUCCAUUGGUAGACCCACAAAAAAUUUCCACUGACAAACCUACAAAAAAAGUCUCCCAUCAGCUCCUAUUGACAUUCAACGCAGACGCAUUAAAAAAAAACCACCAUUCCCUCCCUUCAACAUUCAACUCGAACCCACAAAAAAAACAUCCUUUGGCUCCCAUUAACAUUCAACUAGGAGUCACAAAAAAUCACCACUGACCGACCUACAAAAAAAUCUCCACCGGAGCCCAUUGACAAUUCACUCGUGCUCACAAAAAUCACCAUUGAUAACUCAACCAGGAUCUCCAUUGACAGACCCACAAAAAGAAUCUCCAUUGACAGACCCAUAAAAAAAAUCUCCAUCAGCUCCUAUUAACAUUCAACGCAGACCCAAAAUAAAAACUCUAUUCACUCCCUUUGACAUCCAACUCAAACCCACAAAAACCUUCAUAGGCUCCCAUGGACAUUCAACUAGGAGCCACAAAAAAAUCACCACUGAUGGACCUACAAAAAAAAUCUCCACCAGAGCCCAUUGACAAUUCACUCACAAAAAUCACCAUUGACACUCAACCAGGAUCUCCAUUGGUGGACCCACAAAAAAUCUCCAUUGACAGACCCACAAAAGAUCUCCAUCAGCUCCUAAUAACAUUCAACACAGACCCAUUAAAAAAAACUCCCAAUUAUUCCCUUUGAUAUUCAACUCGAAGCCACUAAAAAACCUCCAUUGGCUCCCAAUGACAUUCAA